AUGGUCGCCGCCGGCUUCUCGUCCCUCGCUCUUGCGCUCGCUGUCGCCACUGCUGCACGGCACAGCUCUGCUUCGCCCGUCCAGCUCUCUGCGCGCAACAACGGCGCCCCGUCGGCCGUGAUCGCGAACGGCACGGUCGAGGGCGUCGUCCUACCCUCCUUCAACCAGCACGCGUUCCUCGGCAUCCCCUACGCCCAGCCGCCGGUGGGCGACCUGCGCCUGCGCCGAGCCCGCUCGCGCGAGACGCCGUUCGAGGGCGGCAAGGUCGCUGCGACGAGCUACUCGCCCUUUUGCCCGGGCAUUGGCGCCGACGACUAUGGUUACGAGUUGUCCGAGGACUGCUUGACGCUCAACAUCGUCCGCCCAGCCGGCGUCGCCGAGGACGACAAGCUGCCUGUCGGCGUUUGGGUGCAUGGCGGGUCGUUCAGCAUGGGCGGCAGCGGCGACAUCCGGUACAACGGCAGCUACGUCGUGCAGCGCAGCGUCGAGAUGGACAAGCCGAUCAUGUUCGUCUCGGCCAACUACCGCGUGUCGUCGCUCGGCUUCAUGUCGUCGGACGAGCUGCGCGCCGAGGGCAACGUCAACCUGGGCCUGUACGACCUGCGGCUCGCGCUCGGCUGGCUGCAGGACAACCUCGAGGCGUUCGGCGGCGACCCGAGCAAGGUGACGUUCUGGGGCGAGAGCGCCGGCGCAGCCGCCAUCUCGUACGAGCUCCUGUCGUACGGCCUCACCUCGACCAACCUGUUCCGCGGCGCCAUCCUCGAGUCGGGCAGCCCGACCGGCCGCCCGCUCGCGACGGCCGACAUGAUCCAGCCCCGGUUCGAGCAGGUCGUCGCGAGCGCCGGCUGCAACGGCACGGCCGACGUCCUCGCGUGCCUGCGCGCGCUCCCGCUCGAGGCGUUCAACGCGUCGGCGUCGGCGUUCAGCUGGAACCCGGUCCUCGACGGCGGCAUCAUCCCCGAGUACUCGAGCGACUCGAUCCGCCGCAACGCGUUCGUCAAGGUCCCGCUCCUCAUUGGCACCAACACGGACGAGGGCACGGCGUUCGCGACCAAGGGCAUCGAGACGGACGACGAGCUCGCGGCGAGCCUCCAGGCGUACUACCCCAAGCUCACCAACUCGAGCACGGCCCGGCUCCUCGAGCUGUACCCGAACGACCCGAGCAAGGGCAGCCCGUUCGGGUCGGGGGACGGCCUCGUGUCGACCGGCGUCCAGGACAAGCGCAGCAACGCGCUCACUGGCGACCUACGCUACAUCGCCGGCAAGCGCCUGCUCGCCGAAAAGUACGCCGCCGCCGGCCAGCCCGUCUUCUCGUACCGGUUCAACCAACCUGCCGAAAACACGACGCUCGACAGUGGCGUGCCGCACUUCCAGGAGGUCGCCUACGUCUUUGGCGUGCCGUACAAGACGGCCAACACGCUCGGAACGCGCCCGGGCGACAAGGAGCUGUCGAGGCUCAUGAUGUCGCAGUGGGUCUCGUUCAUCCACGACGGCACGCCCAACAACCACGGCAUCGACGGCGCGCCCGAGUGGCCAGACUACCGCACGUCGCCGAGCAACUACGUCUACACGCGCCAGCAGUCGACGGUCGAGAAGGACGACUUUCGCGAGGCCGGCAUCGACUUUAUCAAGGGUCUCGGGUGGGAGCUCAGUGCGUAG
Molecule: messenger RNA, 1659 nt
Organism: Rhodotorula graminis WP1
Lineage: Eukaryota; Fungi; Basidiomycota; Microbotryomycetes; Sporidiobolales; Sporidiobolaceae
Exons: 9
Coding region: 1-1659 (552 amino acids)
Molecular function (GO): carboxylic ester hydrolase activity
Source: RefSeq, a predicted model, not a curated record